Molecule: messenger RNA, 1535 nt
Organism: Penaeus vannamei (Pacific white shrimp)
Lineage: Eukaryota; Metazoa; Arthropoda; Malacostraca; Decapoda; Penaeidae
Source: RefSeq, a predicted model, not a curated record
CCUUUGAUCCCCAGAUAUGGCGCGAUGACCGUUCCUGGCGGCGCGCAGACUGAGGAACCCACAGGAGCGGCCACUGGGGAGCCCAUAGCGACGGCGACUGAGGAGCCCACAGGAGAGGCCACUGGGGAGCCCAUAGCAGCGGCGACUGGGGAGCCCACAGGAGCGGCGUCGAACGGCGCUUCGGACGAGUUCCAGGGUCCGACGCCGACGCCUCCCUCAGACAAGUGUUCGCUUCUCUCUGAUGCUUCGGAGAACGGACCUCCAAAUGGAAGCGAAUUACCCCGCGGCAGCCAAGCCGAAGGAGCCGAGGCUGAAGAUUCAGCGCUGCCAGUGCUGGCGCCGGUGAUGGCAGCGGCGCGGACGGAGAGUGGAGACGGCCAGGCAGAGGAGCCCCCCGCGCCGCCACAGGAGGCUGGCCGAAGUCCGCUCACGCCCCCAGAAAGCCCUCCAGCGAAACCUCCAAGAGUCCCCGAAAUUAACGAAGACAUUGUUCUCCCGCCGAACGCUCCUCAGGAAAUUCCGGAUGUUCACUGCGCUGAGGAAGUCGAAGGACCGACAGAUUCACCGACACACGAAUUGGAAGACCAAUCAAAAUGCAGCUUAGAUCCUACAAAACUGUCCUUGGCCGCGGACAGGGGAGCAGUAAGCAACGAGGCCAAUUACAGAAAGGUGUCGCUCCCCGCCAAGCUCAACGAGCCGGCCAGGGAGGCGCCAGUGCCAAAGCCGCGCAAAGUGUCCUUGAACCCCUUUGACAGCGACGAAGACAACGAGGAGGAAAGGCGAAGGCGGAGCGCGCCGAGAGAGGCGCCGGUGCCGCUGCCUCGCAAGAAGAUCUCCAUGAACCCCUUCGAGAGCGACGACGAUGACGACGACGACGGCAACAACAAUCAAGGAACAGCCGAUUCGUCAAAGGAAACCAAGCCAGCAGGAACGAAUCCUUUCGACGAAGACGAAGAGGAGGAGGAGGCGUCUAUAUGGAAAGUGAAUCCAGCCACAGGAGAGCUAGAGUUCAAGCCAACUUUGUCCUCUUCCCCGGCAACUAAUUCUCGAUCCUCCAGUCAGUCUUCUCUCACACUCCAGCGGUUAAAUGACUCAAUAGCGUCUCUGAACGCGCAGCUCGCAAGAACGCCACACGAACCUGUUUCAACGAAUCCCUUCGACGAAGACGAGGACGACGAAUUCAAUGAAGCCGCCUUGUCGAGAGACUCGACGCGGAUGUCUCUUUCCAUGGGGGGGCCGUCGCCCAUGCAGCGGGACGGCGCGCGCUGCUCCUUGCCGCCCUCGACGCGGACCAGAGUCGGCAGGAAGAAGAGGCCGGCGCCACUGCCCCCAGGCCAGCGGCCGCCGAUCCGAGCGCGACGCCCCUCGAGCCCCGCUGCGACCACGACAGUCUCCCGCGGGGCGGCUCGACGGGGAUGCCCCUCCACGACUCGCCAAGGAAGUCCUCCACGGGCUCCCUCCACAUCCUUUCUGGCUCCCCCAGGAUCCAGUCACCCCGGAAGCCGCCCCCGCCACGCCGCCCGCCCCUGAGCAGU